AUGGUGAGCCAGCUAGUUUGGCAGAGGGCUGCUGCCUCCCGCAGGCUGGCCGCGCGCCUGUCCCCACAACCCUUUACCCGUGGUCUGGCCACAGAAGCCUCCUCCUCGCGUAUGCCGCCAUAUCCCAAGAUUGUCCGAAACCUCGAGCAAGUCCGUAAGGUUCUGGCUUCCGAUCGUGCCCUGACCCUGGCCGAGAAGAUUUUGUACGCCCAUUUGGCCAACCCUGAGGAGUCAUUGCUCACCGGUACCAACAAUGGCCGUGAUAUCCGGGGUAAUGCCAACCUGAAGCUGAAGCCCGAUCGUGUGGCCAUGCAGGAUGCUUCAGCCCAGAUGGCUCUGCUUCAGUUCAUGUCCUGUGGUCUUCCAUCCACCGCUGUGCCUGCUAGUAUCCACUGUGACCACAUGAUUGUUGGUGAGCGUGGUGCCGAUACUGAUCUGCCGGCCUCCAUCAAGGGUAACAGCGAGGUCUUCGACUUCCUGGAGAGCGCUGCUAAGCGAUACGGUAUUGAGUUCUGGCCUCCGGGUGCUGGUAUCAUCCACCAGAGCGUGUUGGAGAACUACGCCGCUCCUGGUCUCAUGAUGCUUGGUACUGACAGCCACACCCCCAACGGUGGUGGUCUGGGUGCCAUUGCCAUUGGUGUUGGUGGUGCCGAUGCUGUCGAUGCCCUGGUUGAUGCUCCCUGGGAGUUGAAGGCGCCUAAGAUUUUGGGUGUCCGUCUCGAGGGCAAGCUGAGCGGCUGGGCCUCUCCUAAGGAUAUCAUCUUGCACCUUGCGGGUAAGCUUACCGUGCGUGGUGGUACUGGCUAUGUGGUUGAAUACCACGGCCCUGGUGUUGAGACCCUGUCUUGCACUGGUAUGGCUACCUGCUGUAACAUGGGUGCUGAAGUGGGUGCUACUACUUCGCUCUUCCCCUUCUCUCCUAGCAUGAUUCCUUACCUGGAGGCCACUCACCGUGGUCAUGUCGCUAAGGCUGCUGCUGAGAUUGCCGCUUCCGGUCCUAAGAACCUGCUGCGGGCUGAUGAUGGUGCUGAAUACGAUCAGCUCAUCACUAUCAACCUGUCUGAGCUGGAGCCACACAUCAACGGUCCAUUCACUCCUGACUUCUCAGUUCCUCUCUCCAAGUUCGCCGAUACUGUCCAGGAGAAAAACUGGCCUAAGACUUUCGGUGCUGGUCUGAUUGGUAGCUGCACCAAUUCCUCUUACGAGGAUAUGACCCGCGCGGAGGACCUGGUUAAGCAGGCCGCCGCCGCUGGACUGAAGCCCAAGGCGGACUUCUUCAUCACCCCUGGUAGUGAACAGAUCCGGGCCACUCUUGACCGUGACCAGACUCUGUCUACUUUCUCCGAGGCCGGUGGUAUUGUUCUUGCCAACGCCUGCGGUCCCUGCAUUGGCCAGUGGAACCGUACUGACGAGACUCCCAAGGGCGAGGACAACGCUAUCUUCACCUCUUACAACCGUAACUUCCCUGGUCGUAACGAUGGUAACCGCCGUACCAUGAACUUCCUCGCUUCUCCUGAGGUGGUCACUGCCCUCGCCUACUCCGGCACCACCACUUUCAACCCCAUGACUGAUUCCCUGACCACCCCCAGCGGCGAGACCUUCAAGUUCCAGCCUCCCUCUGGCUUUGACCUGCCCAGCGCCGGUUUCGAAGCCGGUAACCCCGACUUCCAGCCUACCGCCGCUGUGCCCGAUGCCAGCGUUGAUGUCGUUGUCUCCCCCACCUCAGACCGUCUGGCUCUGCUCGAGCCAUUCGCCCCCUUCCCCGAGGGUGAUAUCUCUGGCCUGAAGGUCCUGUACAAGGUUCAGGGCCAGUGCACAACUGACACCAUCUCUGCUGCUGGACCUUGGCUCAAGUACAAGGGUCACCUGCCCAACAUCUCCGCUAACACUCUCAUUGGUGCUGUCAACGCCGCCACCGGCGAGACCAACGUUGCCUACGAUGAGGAUGGCAGCCAGCACGGUAUCCCCGAGCUUGCCGAGCAGUGGAAGAACAAGGGUGUCGAAUGGCUCGUUGUCGCUGAGGACAACUACGGUGAGGGUUCCGCCCGCGAGCACGCCGCUCUGCAGCCUCGUUUCCUCGGUGGUCGUAUCAUUGUUUCCAAGAGCUUUGCCCGUAUCCACGAGACCAACCUGAAGAAGCAGGGUGUUGUCCCUCUCACAUUUGCCAACCGUGAGGAUUACGACCGUAUCGAUGCCUGUGAUGUCGUCGACACUGUUGGUCUGUACGAUGUUCUGAAGGCCGGUGGCCAGGGUGAUAUCCAGCUGCGUGUUACCAAGCGCAAGACUGGUGAGACUUUCGUCAUCCCCACCAACCACACUCUUAGCAAGGACCAGUGUGGAUUCAUUCUUGCUGGUAGUGCCUUGAACUUGCUGGCCAAGAAGGCCCAGGGUAACUAA
Molecule: messenger RNA, 2397 nt
Organism: Penicillium malachiteum
Lineage: Eukaryota; Fungi; Ascomycota; Eurotiomycetes; Eurotiales; Aspergillaceae
Product: aconitate hydratase ACO2
Exons: 2
Coding region: 1-2397 (798 amino acids)
Biological process (GO): tricarboxylic acid cycle
Cellular component (GO): mitochondrion; cytosol
Molecular function (GO): aconitate hydratase activity; 4 iron, 4 sulfur cluster binding
Source: RefSeq, a predicted model, not a curated record